AUGGCCUCUAUUCGUACCCACCGGCGUUUCGCCUUCGGGUUACUAUACCUAUUCGCUUGUUCCUUCUCCGACGCGCUGUCCCUCGAGAGCCAUCACCGUCCAAGACAAGAAGGCGACAGCUUCAGGGAUGCGGUCUUGCAAGAAGCCCGCGUUCUGCCAGAGCUCCUCCAGGCCAAUGUGUCCAACCCUGUCUUGCUGCCUCCUAACAUUACAGAAACUGCAGUCAGCACGGCUAGCACCACGAACGAGACCAUCGAAGCUUCGACGGUCGACAUCCAGCGUACGAUACAGCUAGAACAUGCUCGGCGUCUCGGAGCACUCUUUCCAGCCGUACAGCAAACGACCGCUGAACCGGACUUUGACAGCUACCUUGAAACGAUCAGCCCACCAAGCAACAACGGCACAGGACAAGUUGAGCAAAGACAAAGUGGCUUGAGGGUCCUGGCCAUUGGUGACAGCAUGACUCACUGCAAUGAAGGUGACUUUACGUGGAGGUAUCGACUGGAGCAAUGGUUCCAAAGCCAAAACAUCGCCAUGAACUAUGUUGGUCCUUAUCCUAGAACGGCGGCUCCUCCAGAGGCCGUCAAGCCUCCAGGCCUCGACUUCUACGACCAGGGCGGAAAGUCACCGUCACGGAUCAAUGUGGACGGCGAGUACGCCCCAGAGGCUCAAGCAGCCGGAUUCAAAGGUGGACGUUCAGCAGCUGUUGAUAAAGGACUCAUCAACGGUGUGGUGUCGGCAUAUCCUCCAGAUGUGAUGCUCGUUAUGCUUGGUUUCAAUGAUCUAGGCUGGUUUUUCAGCGACGACGACGGGCUACUAGUAAACAUGAAAACAUUGAUCGACGAAGCUCGACGCGCGAAGCCCGAUAUCAAGAUCAUUGUAGGAAGCGUUCCUCAACGCACCUUCAUCGGAGGACGACAAGACCUCGUCACCAACACAGACUCGUACAACCGGAUGCUGAAGGAUGCCGUUCCAGGUUGGAGCACCUCGUCAUCUCCUGUACACUGGGCUCCAAUUCGAGAGGAGUACGAGUGCGGUCCCAAUUCUGGCCAAGAUUGUCCGGCGGCAUACGAUGGACUUCACCCCAACGAACUCGGCGAAUAUCAGAUUGCUCGCGCUUUCAGCCGGGCUCUUGUCAGUGGUCUAGCAAUAGGUUCAUCGCCACUUGAGGUACCUGGCCAGAUACCAUCUCGUCCCUUGCCAGCACCGUCCAACUUUCAGGUUUUCUCGUCCGAUCUGGGUGUGACCGCGACGUGGGACAAGGUGUUUGGAGCUUACGAAUAUGAUGUCGAGUACACUAUUGAUGGCUUUUCGUUCUACCGCUUCUCUCCCGGACAGGUCAAGUCCAAUAGAUGGGAUUCAAGAUGGGCGUUCGACGGUUCCGUUUACGAACUCCGGCGCAACCGCUCGACCUACAACUGCUGCCCCCCCCCGACAAACGUUGUUACUUCGCCCGAACAAGGCGGGCUGAGCGUAUCCUGGGAACGUCCAACUGGUCCCAAUAAUGGUGCAGCUUUUCAAGCCUCGCCCGCUCGGAUCAAGAACUUGAAGGCCGGCCACCGUUAUUUUGUUGCCAUCGAGACCUUUAACUAUGCUGGUGCUGGACUUCCGUUUAUUGCUAGGACCAUACGGACAAACAAUGCCCGGCCUUCGACCCCAGCCAACUUGCAGAUAGCACCUCGCAGUGCAACGAUUGUACAUCUGACCUGGGAUCUGGUCGCAGGCUCCGGAGGCUAUUCGGUUCUCCGCCGCUCCACCGAUACCAGCAGCAACCGGACGUUUAGUGAAGUUGGUACCUCUGAUACCACAUGCACUGAUAUUUACUUUCAGUUUCCUGGCGUCCAUACCUGGGAAUACAAAGUCAUAGCUACCAACGGUGCACUYGAGAGUGACUCGAGCAAUAAGGUCGUCUCAGAGCAAUACCGUGACGGGAGCAGUGCACCAUCGUGUCCCGCUCCCGCCGAUCGUUGUCCCGCCGGCUCUGGUGGUGGCCCGCCGCCAUUGGAGCCUAUUGAUAAUCAAGGUGCCGGACAAAGGGCUCAAGAGUCCGGCGCGGAAGCAUGCCUUCGCAAUCAAGGGUCGUAUCCCUACCAGUUGACGGUACCAAUUCGACCCAACUACUUCCAGCUGGUGGCAGAGCGAUACGCGUGCACCGGAGAUGUGGUACAAGGUCUCAUUGACAACCAAUUACCCAUGCUUGGAGGGUCUACGGCCUACAAGUUGGCGACCCUUUCGAUUGGCGGAAACGAUAUCCUCUUCGGAAAGAUUGUGAAGUACUGCGUCUAUUUGAACAACUUCCUCGGAAAGUGCUCCCGCUACGUGAAGGAGGCUGACAACAUCAUCGAGAACGCGUUGCCUGGCCUUUUAACCCGUGCGUAUGAUUCAACCUUCAAGAAAAUGAGUGGCGGUGGCUCCGAAAAGGACAUUGGUAUGAUGAUCCAGCUCUAUCCCAGCUUCUUCUACGUGGACAACAACGAUCCGAACAAAGAUUGGUGCGACACGCACAGAAUGGACAACCACUUACCUGGAUAUCCCGCCACUGUGAUCACGAAAGAGUUCCGCACUCAAAUCAACGGCCUCGCCUACCGCCUGCGAGCCAAAAUCAUCGAGACCAUCAACAACUUCUCGCGGGACAGGAUUGCCAAUGGGGCUUGGUCCGAAACGYAAAUCUUCUACUUGGACGGGGAUGAUUCCAAUUACAACGGACGCCGCUUCUGCGAACCAGGACUCACUUCUUUUGACAGUCCCCAAAUCGGAUUCUUCGAAAUCAAUGCCCCAGACACCACCGACGGUAUCCAUCCCGCACCGACGGUAGGCGGCACGGACACGAUCACGGUCGCGCAGCAUUUGCAGAGAUUCAAUCCCGACACUUGCGAUCAGGAUUUGCGCUACCGAUCCAGCGAAGGGUGGGAAUACUCCUGUGAUGUUUCCAAGGCUCUUGCAGGCAACAACAGCGAUCAGAAUGCCCAGAUAUUUCCUCCGAGUGGAGAGGCGACGAUGAAGACAUUCCAUCCCAAGAGUUUUGACUUUGGGAAUAUUGCGGCCAACCACGAGGCGAGGCUGAGGUCUGAGCCCUUUCUCUUUAAAAUCACUGGGACCGUAAGAUGA
Messenger RNA from Ramularia collo-cygni, 3108 nucleotides. RefSeq lists its product as uncharacterized. Lineage: Eukaryota; Fungi; Ascomycota; Dothideomycetes; Mycosphaerellales; Mycosphaerellaceae. Bases 1 to 3108 code for a protein of 1035 amino acids. The transcript is spliced from 15 exons. Gene Ontology annotation, molecular function: phosphatidylcholine lysophospholipase A1 activity; protein binding. The record is from RefSeq and is a predicted model, not a curated record.